Messenger RNA from Histoplasma mississippiense, 609 nucleotides. RefSeq lists its product as hypothetical. Bases 1 to 609 code for a protein of 202 amino acids. Lineage: Eukaryota; Fungi; Ascomycota; Eurotiomycetes; Onygenales; Ajellomycetaceae. The record is from RefSeq and is a predicted model, not a curated record. The transcript has 2 exons.
AUGGUCCAGGUCGUCAACCAACUCCGCUCCGACGAGGAAUCUGAAUACAUAGCUCCCGACGAAGUCUUGCAGGAUAUCGAUGACUUCAUCUACAAUCACCCCAUAGCUCGCUCUCUGCGAACAGAUGAGCGCUUCACCGAAUCGCGACCCCACCUCAAGAUUCCCCUGGAAUUGCGCGCCCACAACCUCACUGCCGGAACUCUGUCUGGCGCCAAUAAGAUCGCUGUACCCCCUUACACCUGGACGGAGACGGGUGGGAAAAGCCUCGUUGCGAUGCUAUAUCUGGGUUCGGACGUUUCUGGCCACCCGGGCAUUGUCCAUGGCGGCCUCCUCGCUACCAUUCUCGACGAAUUUCUCGCGAGGUGUUGCUUCUCUGCUUUACCCAAUGGCAUUGGCGUCACUGCAAAUUUGAACAUAGACUACCGCAGCCCGGCGCUUGCAGGGUCGUUUUUCGUUGUGCGCGCUAAUACGGUGAAGGUUGAAGGGCGCAAGGCAUGGGUUGAAGGGAGGAUUGAGACUCUACCCGAUGAGGGGCGGGAGCCUCUUGUUGUGGCUCAGGCGAAAGCGUUGUUUGUCGAGCCGAAGAAUGCUGCUGGAUUACCGACUUGA